Cryptomeria japonica (Japanese cedar) is the source of this 810-nucleotide messenger RNA. RefSeq lists its product as uncharacterized. Gene Ontology annotation, molecular function: zinc ion binding; nucleic acid binding. The coding region runs from base 1 to 810 and encodes 269 amino acids. NCBI's taxonomy places the organism in Eukaryota, Viridiplantae, Streptophyta, Pinopsida, Cupressales, Cupressaceae. The transcript has a single exon. The record is from RefSeq and is a predicted model, not a curated record.
AUGGAAACUACUCUGAUUGGGAAAUUCUUUUGGCCGAGACCGAAUAUUGAGGUUGUUUGUGGAUUUGUUAAGAGGAAAUGGAAUUUGAAAGGUCAAGUUGAUGUGGUCACUAUGAACAAAGAAUGUCUUUCCUUAUCUUUCUCAUGUGAGGAGGAUCGCAGAAAUAUCCUCUGCAAUGGUACUUGGGCGAUAGGAAAAUAUUCAAUGUAUAUCCAGAAAUGGUACCCUAAUGCGGGAAGAGAGGAUAAGUUUGUGGUCCAAGUUCCAGUUUGGAUAAAGUUACCUAGGCUUCCUAUGGAAUAUUGCGAGGAAGAUGUGUUUGCUGGGAUAGCCAAUGCUUUCGGGGAGCUUAUCGCCAUUGAUCCUAUUAUGACAUCCAGAAGAAGACUUAUUUAUGCUAGAAUUUGUGUAGGAGUUGGGCCCGAAAUGAACAUGCCAGAGGAAAUAGAGAUAGAAUCAAAAUUAGGCAAAUGGAUGCUGAAUAUUGAUUAUGAAUCAAUCCCUUUUGCAUGCUUUCAUUGUAAGAAAUUUGGGCACUGGGCUAAAAAAUGCCCAAGCAAUGUGGUCCAAUCUCAAUCCCAAACUAAAGUGUGGAAAAAGGUGGACAAUGCUUUGAAAGCCUUGCCUUUGGAUGACCCAGAUCAGAAGAAACAGUCCCAUGUAGGAAGGACAGAGGAGGAGUUAGUCAGGGAAUUGGGAAAUGAAAAGAAGAAAGGAGAUAAUGAUAAGAUAACCCAUCAGGAAAAGGAACAAGAGAAUAGUGGGAAGGAUUCAAAUGAUGGAGAAAGUCAAAAUAAGGAAAAGGAUUAG